Molecule: messenger RNA, 3212 nt
Organism: Arabidopsis lyrata subsp. lyrata
Lineage: Eukaryota; Viridiplantae; Streptophyta; Magnoliopsida; Brassicales; Brassicaceae
Product: nodulin homeobox
Exons: 15
Coding region: 321-2993 (890 amino acids)
Biological process (GO): flower development
Molecular function (GO): single-stranded DNA binding
Source: RefSeq, a predicted model, not a curated record
GUUAGGGUUUGAAAUCGUCGCUGGACCAAAUAAUCCGAUAAGCUAUAGCUGGAGUCAUCCUUCUAUGACAGAGAGAGAGAGAGACUCAGUGUCCACAUAUCUAGAAAUUAACCUCAUUCUUUUUACAUAUAUACCGUUAUGCCACCAAAUCCUGAAGAUAGAUUUCACUGCUUCUUCCCCAUACAUUUAGUUUUUCUUAUCUUCUUCUCUACCAUAUAACCUAACGCUAUAAUUCACGGCGGCACAAAAUUCUAGUCGCUGAUUGCUCUCCAUUCACCGGAAAUUAGAUUCAGUCACUGUUGCGUAUAUUAGUGACAAUCAUGGUUCGAUUGUUGCAGCCUAAACACAUGGUACAAGCUGUGAAUGCUUUGCAUUGGCGAAACUCUGUGGAAUUUCAUAAGCUGCUUAAAGAUAAUGGAGAUUUCUCUAUUUGCUUUAACUCUGAUCAAGGGUUACCACAAAAGAUUAGUGUAGAGAAAAUGGUGAAAAUGUUACCUCGGCACCUCAUUGCGGUGGUUAUGACUCCUAAUAAAGAUGGAAAGUCUCGAUAUAUAUUGUGUGGGAUCAGACUGUUGCAGACGUUGUGCGACUUAACACCUCGUAACGCGAAACUCGAGCAGGUCUUGCUUGACGAUGUGAAAUUAUCAGCACAGAUGAUUGAUCUGGUGAUUAUUGUGAUAAUAGCUCUUGGCCGUAACAGAAAGGAAAGCUGCAAUUCGAAUAAAGAAUCGUUACUAGAGGCUACAUUGGUGGCUUCUUGUCUCCACCUGUUUCACGGGUUUAUCUCUCCUAACUCCCAAGAUCUUGUUCUCGUCUUGCUUGCCCACCCAAGGGUUGAUGUGUUUAUAGACAGUGCUUUUGGAGCUGUCCUCAAUGUUGUGAUAUCUUUGAAAGCAAAGUUGCUGUAUCGACAAACUGACUCCCCAAAAAGGUUAGGUGCAAGUUCUGUAGAGGAGGUCAACUUCCACUGCCAACAAGCUGAAGCUGCUUUGCAGUUCCUUCAUUCUCUAUGCCAACACAAACCGUUUAGAGACCGUGUCGCUAAAAACAAGGAGCUAUGUGGAAAAGGCGGCGUUCUUAGGCUAGCUCAAUCCAUACUGUCACUAGCUAUUACACCUGAAUUUGUUGGAGCAACCAUAACUAUAGCUUCCACGUCUAGAAUGAAAGCAAAAGUCCUUUCAAUUUUGCAGCAUUUGUUUGAGGCGGAAAGUGUCUCAUUCCUUGACGAGGUUGCAAAUGCAGGAAACUUGCAACUAGCCAAAACUAUUGCCUCAGAGGUUCUUAAAUUACUGAGGCUUGGCCUUUCUAAAGCUUCCAUGGCUACUGCUUCUCCUGACUACCCGAUGGGUUUUGUGCUACUUAACGCUAUGCGCUUGGCUGACGUGCUCACGGAUGACUCAAAUUUUCGAUCUUUUUUCACUGAACAUUUUAGCAUGGUUCUCAGUGCGGUAUUUUGUCUCUCUCAUGGAGAUUUCUUGUCAAUGUUGUGCUCUUCUGAUCUUUCUUCAAGGGAGGAUGAUGCGAAUGUUGAUUACGAUCUGUUUAAGUCAGCCGGAUGGGUUUUAAGUAUAUUUUCAUCUUCUGGGCAAUCAGUCACACCUCAAUUCAAGCUCAGUUUACAAAAUAACCUUACCAUGUCUUCAUAUGCACACCAACGAACAUCCUUAUUUAUUAAAAUGAUCGCGAAUCUUCACUGUUUCGUUCCCAACGUCUGCGAAGAACAGGAUAGGAACCGUUUCAUUCAGAAUGUUAUGAGUGGAUUGCGAAAAGAUCCUUCAAGCAUAUUGAUUAAGAUGUUACCAGGCUCUUCAUAUACUCCAGUGGCACAGAGAGGCACUGGUGUUUGCAGAAACCUAGGUUCUCUGUUGCGCCAUGCAGAAUCCUUAAUCCCUAGUUCCCUCAAUGAGGAAGAUUUCCUGCUUUUGAGGGUGUUUUGUGACCAGUUGCAACCGCUAAUCCAUUCCGAAUUUGAGGAAAGUCAAGUACAGGUGAAGGAUAUUGAAGGUACGGGAGGGAAUUUAUCUGGUAAGCAGCAGAGAAAAGAGAUUCUGAAUCUUAACAAUGAGGAAGCUUCAGAGAAUUGUGAUGUCCGAGUUGAAGGUAUGAUAACAAAGCAAGGCGUGAACGAGGAGGUGGACACAGUUGAACGGUUGAAAGAAAGCGAUGCAGAUGCGAGCAAUCUUGAAACCAGUGGUUCAGAUACAAGCUCUAACAGAGGGAAGGGUCUGGUUGAAGAUGGAGAGUUGGUUCAGAAUAUGAGCAAGCGGUUUAAAGGCAGUGCGUCAGGAGAGGUGAAGGAGGAUGAGAAAUCUGAAACCUUCCUUGUCUUUGAGAAGCAGAGGACGAAACGGAAGCGUAGUAUUAUGAAUGAUGAUCAAACGGGGAUGAUCGAGAAGGCGCUUGCUGAUGAACCUGAUAUGCAGCGGAAUUCAGCUUCGAUACAGUUAUGGGCUGAUAAAUUAAGUCAGAAGGGUCCGGAGGUUAUUACAUCUUCGCAGCUGAAAAACUGGCUGAAUAACCGAAAAGCGAAACUAGCUCGAGCAAACAAGCAAACGGGGACAGUUCGUGACAAUAACAGCUCAGGGGAAUUACCGGAGAGCCCUGGAGAUGAAAACACUUGGCAGCAGAAACCAUCAACACCAUAUAAAGAUCAGACUGCAUCUAAAACCCCGAAAACAGGAGAGAAUCUGUUGAGAUCAUCGUCAUCAUCAGAAGAAGGGAUAAAGCAAGGGCAACAAGUGAGGCUUAUGGACGAGAGAGGAGACGAGAUAGGGAAAGGAAUGGUGUUGAGAACAGACGGUGAAUGGUACGGUUUAAGCCUGGAGACAAGACAGAUUUGUGUAGUUGAUGUAACGGAGCUUAGUGAGUCAUAUGAUUGGAGCAAAAAGAUGAUCCCUUAUGGAUCUGAUGAUGUUGGAAGGACUUUCACAGAGGCGAAUUCGAGGUUUGGAGUUAUGAGAGUGGCUUGGGAUGUGAAUAAGCUUCAGUAUUAGAGUUAGACUCAGUUGCAUUGAAUUUGAUUAGUAGGAUGUUUUUUUUUUUAACUGUUUAGGGAUUCUCUAUUGGUCCUUAAUUUGAAAGAUUCUCUGUUUUAUGGGCUUUUGUCUAUCUCUCUGUAUCACUCACUCACUCUCUGGUUAUUUACAGGCAAAGGCUGAGACUUUGAGAGUAAAUAGUGAAGAUAAUAACAGAAGGAAGAGUUUGACUUUUUA